Molecule: messenger RNA, 1291 nt
Organism: Daucus carota subsp. sativus
Lineage: Eukaryota; Viridiplantae; Streptophyta; Magnoliopsida; Apiales; Apiaceae
Product: zinc finger protein GIS3
Exons: 1
Coding region: 521-1174 (217 amino acids)
Biological process (GO): cytokinin-activated signaling pathway; gibberellic acid mediated signaling pathway; trichome differentiation
Cellular component (GO): nucleus
Molecular function (GO): transcription cis-regulatory region binding; DNA-binding transcription factor activity
Source: RefSeq, a predicted model, not a curated record
UCUCUCAUCCUACUUAAACACGUCCGUCUCUUUCUCCAUCUAUUUUUAGUUUUUAUGUGCAAACACAUUUAUUUAAAACCCUUUUAGCACCCGUAUAAAUACCCCACCUCAUGCAACUUACCUCUUUGCUUAUCACAUUUCCCACUCUCUUCUCUCUCGUUCACACCUGACACCACCCUUCCUUCUCUCUCUCUCUCUCUCUCUUAAACACAAACUAUACGUCCUUCUCUCCCUUUCUCUCCGACUCUCUCCCCAAUCUCUCUCGUUCUCUCUCACUCUCUCUCAAUCUCUCUCGGUCUCCCUGACUCUCUCCCCUUUAAACACAAACUAUACGUCCUUAUCUCCCAGUCUCUCUCACUCUCUCCCAAAUCUCUCUCGUUCUCUCACACUCUCUCCCAAAUCUCUCACGGUCUCCCUCACUCUCUCCCCAAUCUCUCUCGGUCUCCCUCACUCUCUAAGUCUCUAUCCAAUUUCUCUCGGUCUCCCUCACUCUCUCCCUAAUCUCUCUCUUUCUCUAGUGAUGGAAGAAGUACAGUUCGAACAAAGUGAACAAAACAACACAAACAGACACUUGAAACUCUUCGGCUUCAACGUGACCGAACUAGAAGAAGACGACGAAGCCGACUCCUCCACCAAAACACCCUCGGCCUCCUCCGAGUCCGGUGGUUUCCCAACCACCGACGGCCGAAAAUACGAGUGCCAGUACUGCUGCCGUGAGUUCGCCAACUCACAAGCCCUAGGCGGUCAUCAAAACGCUCACAAAAAAGAGCGACAACAACUAAAACGAGCUCAAAUGCAAGCCACACGAAACGCCGCCGUUUCCUACAUGCGCAACCCUAUCAUCUCCGCCUUCUCUCCGCCGCACCAUCUACUGAGCCAGGCCGGACCCAUGAUGCUUCCGUCGUCUCCGUCGUGGGUUUAUGUGCCACGCGCCGCUGCUCCGUUCGAGGUGUCGCAUGGCUGUGUGUUUCCGAGUUCGAGAGGGGCAGGGGCUUUACAGUAUGCUAGCGGAGCAGGUGAUCAGUCGAGUAGUGUUGGGCCACAACAAGUGCGGGCUUGUCAUGAUGGGCCUUCACUUAGUAGGUUCUCGAGAGCGGACGGUGGGCCCAGUUUUGAUGAUGCAUUUGGUUUAGAUUUGCACCUCAGCCUUGCACCAUCCUCGAGUCUUGAUUAAGCAGUGGCUCAGUGACUUUUUUUCCGGUAGUGAAGAUUAUUAUAUAUUAUAUAUAAGUUAAUUUCUUAUUAGGCUGAUCUUGUAUAUUUUUCAGAUUUAAUUUAUUAAUUUUAUGGA